AUGGGGGAGUCAUAUACGCAACCGAUUGUACUAGAUAAUGGAUCGGGAACUAUACGAUGUGGAUUUGCUGGGGAUGAUACACCACGUGUGAAUUAUUCUAAUGUUCUUGGGCGACCGAAGUACAAAAAGGUUCAAUGUUUACCGAGUGAUAUAUCUGAAGAUGACACAUUUGUUGGCAGCCAAGCACAACUUAAACGCGGAUUCUUAAAGUUAAGCUAUCCAAUAGAGCAUGGAACUAUUGAAGAUUGGAGAACGAUGGAACUGAUAUGGGAUCAAGUUUUCAACCAUGACUUGUCUAAUGCUGGGUCCAAAACUGAAAUUUCUUUAAAUGACCAUUCCCUCUUGAUUACCGAACAUCCUUUUACCCAACGUAAACAAAGGGAGAAGAUGUGUGAGAUCUUGUUUGAGACUUUUGGGUUUAGUUCACUCAAUAUUGGGAUGCCAAGCAUACUUUCUUUAUACGCUACUGGUAGGACGACAGGUGUUUCAUUAGACGUCGGGGAUGGUGUCUGUUGUAUUUCCCCUAUAUAUGAUGGAUUCGCACUACCGGGAAGCAUUAAGAGAAUGGAUUUAGCUGGUCGAGAUAUGACGAGACACUUGCAGCUAGAGAUAAUGAAGAAUGGGUAUACUAUGAACUCAUCAUCGGAAUUUGAAAUAGUUAGAAAUAUGAAGGAGAGAAUGUGUAGGGUGAGCUCAAGCAAGCUAGACAUUAGAGAGCUGUUAGACAAUGAGAAUGAGAGUUUCAAGUUACCCGAUGGAAAGUUUUUAGACAUACCUUCUUCUUCCCUUAGCAGGCCCUGUGAAUUGAUGUUUCAGCCAGAACUGUUUGGCAUCGAGGGAAUGGGUGUCCACGAAUUACUGUACAAUUCCAUUAUGAGAACUGACGUUGAUUUGAGAGGGGAAUUUUUUGAAACCAUUGUGCUUAGCGGAGGAUCAACUAUGUUCAAAGGUUUUGGGUCCAGGAUGAUCAAAGAGUUGAGAGGUUUAGACAAUGAAAUUAAGAUAAAAUUGUUUGCAUCUCCUGAACGUCGAAAUAAUUGCUUUAUUGGCGCCUCAAUCUUGUCCAAUUUGAGUACUUUCAAUAGAAUGGUUGUUUCUAGAAAGCAAUUUCAAGAAGAUCCAGAUUGUGUAUUUGAUAAAUAUUACUAA
This is a messenger RNA of Pichia kudriavzevii, 1149 nucleotides long. RefSeq lists its product as uncharacterized. Lineage: Eukaryota; Fungi; Ascomycota; Pichiomycetes; Pichiales; Pichiaceae. Bases 1 to 1149 code for a protein of 382 amino acids. The transcript has a single exon. The record is from RefSeq and is a predicted model, not a curated record.